AACGGAACCCAAAAUCCCACCAGACGAACUUAGAUUUAGUUUAAAGCGUAAUAUCAUCUCUUUAGUAAAAUCCAGUUUAAUCGCGACAUUAAAUAACAAGAUUUUGCACCGAAAUGGUUUAUAAAUUGUAUAAAUAUUUGUAAAUACGAUUAUAUAAACAAAAAAACGUCUAUACAGCACACGAAGGUAAAAAUCCCAUACCAAUUAGGAAAAAUAUAUAUAAGAGUAACUCAGCUUUAAGUCUGUUUAAUCAUGUGAACUUUCUUCAAAAGAUUCAAAAAAAAAAAAAGAAAGAAAGAAAAACUUUAAUGUUGAAAAAUUCUAUAACUUCAAAAGGAUGAUGAUAAAGAAGGUAUAAACGUUACAGCAAUGGUUAUAUCCGUCUAUAGUCCAGGUGCAGGGCAAUUUUCCUCUUGUUUUUGUAUUAACAGAUGUCCCAUUCUGUUUCAAGCAUAAGGAAGUAAGAUAGAAUAAUUUUUGAAAAAUAAGUUGUUUUAGUGGACUGUAUAACACUAGACGGAUUACAGUUUGAUCCAGUACCGCGUGACGUCACAGUUUUUAAAGGGGAGAAUGCCGUUUUAGAAUGCGGCGUCACACGCCGACAUCACAUUACCAUUUAUUGGACUUUGAAUGGCGAAACUAUAGAGAACAAUACGAGAAGAUACCAAGAAGACACAAAUCUUCGCAUACGUCGAGUGGAUCCGCAACACGAUCUAGGUGAAUUCAAGUGUAUCGCCAUGAAUGUUACGUCCGGUGUUUCGUUGGCCAGUCCUCCGGCUCAGCUCAACAUCUUGUGGAUAGGAGACUCUGCUAAAGUUCAGCUGCACAGUCCCUAUAAUUUAGAAGAAUUGAGCGAAGGCGACGAAUUAGUUUUGAGGUGUAAGGUGGAAGGAAGUCCAGAAAUAUCGUUCGAAUGGUAUCAUAACGGUAUAAGGCUCUUCAGGAACGAAAGAGUUUCUUUUAGAAACAAACGUCUGCACAUUGCUUCGCUAUCGCCUCAAGAUAACGGAAUAUACUCGUGCAGAGCCGUCAACAAAGCCGGUGCUGCCGAAAGCGAAGAAAACUUUCCACUCAUUUUACCAAGCAAAAACGCUGCGAGAAUCGUGCAACUACCCAAAGACGUUAUUGUAAAGAAAGGUAAAAACGUACAAUUUGAUUGUGUGUACGAAAAUGCGGCAGUCGUCGAAUGGUACGUUCAGAAUAAGGAUGUCCCAUUGGUUAACGGUACCAGAUUCACCAUAUAUUCUAAUGGAACUCUGUUUAUUUCCAAUGUCGGCGACCACGACGAAGGUAUCUAUCGGUGUGUCGGCAUUAGCGCUCUUAGCAAAGAUGCACCACAGCAGACUUAUAUUGCCCAUCUGUAUAUUGCUUAUAUUAAACUCGAUAAUACAAAUGCCUUUGAACCUCAAGUACCACCCGGUGAAAUUACCAUCGUGCCACGAAAUGAUAUGUAUGAAGUGACUUGUAUUAGAGUGGACGGACGUCCUAAAUCCAAAAUGUGGUGGGAAAACCCAUCUGGGCACGUCAUCAGCGACAGUGGCAGAAUACGAGUCGACGACACGCGUCUCAUCAUCAGCAGCGCAAAAAGAAAUGAUUCUGGUAAUUACACGUGUGUAGCAGAAAAUAUAGCCGGAAGAAUUAAAAAUUUUAUAAAUUUACAAGUCACAGUACCUCCCACAAUUACAAUGGAUCCAAUUAAUAUACUAGUUGAUGAAGGAGAUACUGUUUCUUUAAACUGUCAAUACGAUGGUAAUCCACAUCCUAUAACCACUGUAAGAUGGCUGAAGGAAGAUAAAUAUGUUAAAGAAGUUGGGACUCAUUACAUUGUUCAUUCAAAUAAUGGAUCUUUGACAAUAAAAAAUAUUGUUUUGUCUGAUUCUGCUUCAUAUUUUUGUGAAGUAUAUACAAUUGGUUUUGAACCCGUUCGUUCAAACAGUGCUUUUGUCGAUGUAAAAGAGCAAUUGAAAUUUGUCCCACCACCUGUUAGUAAAAACUUAGAGCUCGGUUCCACUGCUAAAAUUUACUGUAAAGCUCGUGGUGCGACUGUACCAACGGUUAAAUGGAUCAGGGAAGGACGACAAAUGUUCGAUUGGCCAAAGCACAUACAAGAUGAAAAUGGUACUCUGCAUUUUAAUGGAGUUAAAACUGAAGAUGCUGCUAAAUACACUUGUAUUGCAACUAAUUCACAAGGCAUUAUUAAUACUACUAUAACAGUUGAUGUGAUAGUGAUGCCCACAUUUUCAAUUCAACCAACGGAUACUGAAGCUUACGAAGGUUAUCCUGUCAUACUGGAUUGUAAAGCUUCUGGUGAUCCUCCUCCCACCAUUCAGUGGGAUAAAAAUAAUGCUUUAAAUGGAUUUGACAAAAAACGCUUUCGUGUAAUGGAAAAUGGAAGCUUAUAUGUGUCUGAAGUUCACAUGGAUGAUCAUGGUAAAUAUGGUUGUACUGCUGGAAAUAGUGGUGGAUUCCGAAGAACUGAAGUUAACUUGACAGUAAAAAGUGCAGAAUAUUACAAUCCCAAUCUGUUAGGAAAGGAAGAUCAAGCAGAAAACACAAUGGCGAAAACAGUUGCAAUUACUCUGGGAGCUGCCGCAGUUUAUAUGAUUCUCGUUUUAGGCCUUAUGAUUUGGUGUAGGUAUCGGAGAAUAAGACGUAAAGCAAUGCUUUUAGCUCAAGCAACUGCAGAAGUUGCAAAAUCAGAAAAUGGAGACAUUCCAGCAGAUACCGAAAUGAAGGAUAGAACCGAUGCUUCCAAACCUCGUGAAUAUAAAGAUAACGAUGUGCCAAAAAGUGACGGUGAGAUGCAUUCUCAUAGCUCUGGUUCUCAUUCUAAUCAAUCAAAACGUAACAGAUCUUCAUAUGAUAAAUUAAAUAUACCAAGAAGUGAAUUGCAGACAAUGAUGUUACUUGGACACGGAGAAUUUGGCGAAGUUUUCUUGGCAAAAACUCAGAAUGCUUCUAAUAGCGAACAGGAAUCUAUCGUUAUGGUUAAAGCAUUGCAGACUCGUGACGAAAAUAGUCAUUUUGAAUUCAAGAGAGAAUUAGAUAUGUUUAACAAAUUGCAACACGAAAAUAUUGUGAAACUGAUAGGAGUUUGCAAAGAAUCCGAACCAUUUCUUGCCAUUACAGAAUAUAGCGAUUGGGGUGACUUGAAACAGUUCUUGCUGGCCACUCGAAAAGACAGUUCCAGGAAAGGUCCGAAACCUCCGCCUCUUUCGACCGCCCAAAUAAUCGGCAUCUGUCACCAAGUGUCGCUGGGUAUGGAAUAUUUAUCUAAUCAUCGUUUCGUUCACAAAGACAUUGCAACUCGCAAUUGCCUCGUCUCGUCGCGGCUCAACGUAAAAAUCAGUUCGCCGAGUCUGUCUAAGGACACGUACGCUCAAGAAUACUUCAAAUACCAAAAUAAAGUAAUACCUUUACGAUGGACUUCCGCCGAAGCCGCGCUGGAAGACGAAUGGUCCACCAAAAGCGACGUCUGGUCGUUCGCCGUUCUGGUGUGGGAAGUCUUGACCCAGGCCAAUCUUCCGUUUUCCGACAAAACCGACGAAUCGAUAUUGCAGUCGCUCAAACAACGGGAACUGACGUUGUUACCGCCCGCCAACACACCGGAAUCCCUGGUAGAAAUAUUGCAGAAAUGUUGGCUUUGCAACCCCAAAGAGAGACCGUCGUUUAGUGACAUUGCCAUGCGAAUCGGACAGACGAACGUCGACAGUCACGUGUGAUACGAGUCCGGCGACCGCUCUUAUUUUUUCGCCAUUUUUAUCUUUUUACUUGUUUUGUACCGCGCCACGGCCACCGUUCCGAAAUGCAAUUGGUGCUUGCGACCGAAACCGGUCUUUAGAGUUUACGCACCGCUCCACGGUCAGCAAUUUUAAGAUUCGAAUUCGAAAACGAAUCUUUAAGAAACGAAAAAAAAAAAGAAUCACGCAUUAUAUUUAUAAAACCGAAAACCUUUAUCUUUUUUAAUUGGAACCACACGAAACAUUUUUUAUAAUACUCGUAACACUGCCAUUUUUCGGUAUCUAUCCACGCAGUAUUUUAUUUUGGACCACGUAUAUUAACGUGUUAUGUCUAAGUGUGCUUUAAUAUAUUUAUUGUUUAACAAAAUUUAUAUUGUUAUUUGCAAUUUUAUACGAGGAUUUUUUUAUAUAAUCUUUUUACAUUGUGAAAGUCUUAUCAUUUUGUGACUAGUCAUGCCAUCGAAAUCUGCUUAGAAAUUUUAAGCAUCAAUAUUCCAAGCGAUAAAUGUCAAAGUGCAUCAUUUAGUUCGAAUCUGUUAUGUGGUUUAUAAAUGCAAUUUAUGUGAUUUUGGUAGUAUAUGUGAUAAUAAAUUGUCAGUUU
Centruroides sculpturatus (bark scorpion) is the source of this 4341-nucleotide messenger RNA. Its product is annotated as inactive tyrosine-protein kinase 7-like. The coding region runs from base 738 to 3722 and encodes 994 amino acids. Gene Ontology annotation, cellular component: plasma membrane. Lineage: Eukaryota; Metazoa; Arthropoda; Arachnida; Scorpiones; Buthidae. Gene Ontology annotation, biological process: homophilic cell-cell adhesion; protein phosphorylation. The transcript is spliced from 15 exons. The record is from RefSeq and is a predicted model, not a curated record. Gene Ontology annotation, molecular function: ATP binding; protein kinase activity.